This is a messenger RNA of Anopheles arabiensis, 1372 nucleotides long. RefSeq names its product sperm-associated antigen 7-like. The transcript has 4 exons. Gene Ontology annotation, molecular function: nucleic acid binding. The record is from RefSeq and is a predicted model, not a curated record. Lineage: Eukaryota; Metazoa; Arthropoda; Insecta; Diptera; Culicidae. The coding region runs from base 519 to 1265 and encodes 248 amino acids.
UAUUUUAGUCAAAACGUGAAAUUCGACAUACGCGGAUAUUCGAGUUACGCGGAUUCGUCGGGAACGCAGAAACCGCGUAACUCGGGAACAGACUUAAUAUCAAAAUGGGUAUAGGCACGGUGGAAUAUAGAGGAGGUGUCUUCUUAGCGUUUGGCAUGUUGCUAUUUUGAGAUUCAGUUUGACAACAGUCGUCGAUAUUUGUUUACAGGCAGCAGCCGCAAUAUCACGUUGAAAAUGCCGAUUUAUAAAGUGUGCAUGCAAAGUACAAGUUUGUUGUGCUAUACAAAUAUUUAUUGAACGAAAACAAUUCAUUUAUCAUACUUGUAAACCAGCAACAUUCGUCGUUUUUGACAACUGCCGUCGAUCCUGGUUUUGUGCUUUUUUCUAAAGCCUUGAUGGCCAAAUGUUCUGUAUGACGACACCUCCUUUCUAACCACUUUGCCCAAAAAUCAUCCUGCAAUGUAAAUACUUCAUCGUAAAACUUGUAAAGUUGUUUGGUAUAUUGGCUAAACGGUAAAAUGGACCUUCUUAGUUCAAUAUUGGGAUCAAUGGAUCGACCUCCAUCAAAGCAACAAAAGGGCACUAACAUGUAUGAAAAACAAAGAAAGGAGUAUGAAUGCGUGAAAAACAGGCAACGUGAGGAAUUAAAUCGAUUUCGAACGUAUGUAGAAGAACGCUUAGGGCGAUUUAUGAAGGAUGAAAAUCGGCAUAAUUUAGAAUUUCAAUCGAUGGAUAAAGUUCACCGAUCCAUAGUGCAUGAUGUGUCAGAAACGGCUGGGCUUUCAGGAAUGAGUUUUGGAAUGGAAGGCGAACGAUAUAUAGUAGUGUACAAAAAAGAGCAUCUUCCAUGUGAAGAUGAGCUGAAUGCUCGAAAAAACGGUGAAGUCUGGAACGAAGAAACUGCUGCACAGUAUGCCGAAAAACGUCGAUUAAAGCAUUUGAAGCAAUCGGGUGACACAAAUGAUUUACAUAUAACGAGAGCUGAAAAGUUGACACCAGUUUCCAGCUGCACUAAGAAAUACAUGCAACUUUUCAGUGAAGAAGUGAAAAUGGAAAAUGUUCGUAAAACUGAAAUCAAUGCAUCAUACGGAUAUGUGCCUAGUGCAAACAAAAAAGACGUACGCUCAAUUGAACAAACAAUGGCAGACAUACUAACGAAGAAACGACUUAAAACUCACCAUAAAGAACCUGAGGAAGGGCCAUAUUCGACUGAAGUAUCUUCGCAGGCAUCAAGACAUAUCCCAGGCGCCACAGAUAAAGCUUAAACGACUAGAAAAUCAAAUAUCGGGGCCCUUCACGAUUCUAGUUAGUUUUUUGUAUGGAGUUUGACAGUUGGAGGCUGAAAUCAUGUAAACACUCCAUACAAAACCAU